Molecule: messenger RNA, 2575 nt
Organism: Stegodyphus dumicola
Lineage: Eukaryota; Metazoa; Arthropoda; Arachnida; Araneae; Eresidae
Product: FMRFamide receptor-like
Biological process (GO): G protein-coupled receptor signaling pathway
Cellular component (GO): membrane
Molecular function (GO): G protein-coupled receptor activity
Source: RefSeq, a predicted model, not a curated record
GACGACUGGUCCUUCAUUCACCUUCAGCACUCAGUGUCUACGAGCUGCAUACCCGGAUUAAAGCUUUCGAGCAGAAAAUGCCACAGGAAGAUGUUAAAAGCCCGUUUGAUUCAAUGCCACUGCUUCAUUUUGAUUUCAAGUUUUAAGCCUAUUCGUUCACUAUGUAAACUAUAAACGGAAAAAUUUGAAGACGGAAGCUAUCAUUUGAAAGAAAUUUCCUCAGAUCUGAAGGAUGUUCUCUUCUCAAGCUCAGACUUUCAUUUCAUGCAUUACAUUUUUCAUUCACUAAAAUAAUUUUGAAGAUAUCAAAUAUCGGAGAACAUGAUAUUAGUUUUACAUAAAGAAGCAAUCGAACUUUCAAUAAUAUUCGGAUCUUAAAUGCAUUUACUAAAAUAUUUCUAAAAUCUAUUAUUAUAGUUUCCAACUGAAGUUUCAUAACAAGAAAUCUUGGAUGAUAUAUGUUUUAUUUUUGAGAAUGGAAAGCAUACUUCCACAGAAAUAUGUGUUCUAAAUUGAUUAAUCAAAGACGGAAGAUAUGCUGUAUUUUAAUCAAAUUUAAUUAUUAGUCGAUAUGUUUUAAAUGCAUUUAUUUUUAAAAUAUUAUAGAUAAUUUAGUUUUUAUGUGAAAUUUACAAAAACUAUUCGAAGAAAAGGAUAUUCCUUAAAGAUCCUUUAAAGGGAGCAUAACGCACAAUCAUCUUUAAAUUUAUUAGCAAGGUAUACCUAUUUAUUACUUCGAGAAUAAACUACUAAGAGAUAUUAUUCAUUACUUUCGCAAUCAGUGAAGUUGUUAAUCAUCAUGGCAAGUAAUUUAACGGAUAUGUCCAGCGCUACAGAAGAGAUAAGUAAUUGCUCUUUGCUGGAUACACUUCUAUGCAGUUCCGUAACCUGUUCUUUUCAAGAUAAUGAUCUGAACUGCAGUAAUUCAAAUUGGUCUCCAUCUAAUAUACCAGAGACGUCAGCCCCGGAGCCCAAUCCUGCCUUGGAAGAAUUUCAAGAACAAAGUCGGUUUUGGGUUCAAAAGGUUCUAGUCCCGAUUAUAAUGCUGAUAGGAGUAAUAGGAAACACAGUCACAAUUUUUAUAAUGACCCAAAGGCGCAUGCGCAGCUCCACAAAUUGGUAUUUAGCAGCUCUUGCAAUUUUCGAUAUGAGUUAUCUCGUCUUUUCUUUUGCACUAUCUUUUCAACAUUACCCUCACAUACAUGAUUCACAGUUUUACGCGUACUGGAAAUUUUGGCCAUAUAUGUUGACUAUCACUGAUGCUUCAAGCAAUUCGUCAGUAUGGAUAACUGUAACGUUCACCAUUGAACGUUACAUAGCGGUAUGCUAUCCUAUGAAGGGUAAAAUAUAUUGCACAGAAUCCAGAGCAAAGAAAAUGAUUGUUAUAGUUUUCUUAAGCUGUUUUCUAAUCACUUUACCAACAGCUUUCGAGUGGAACAUCAUUGAAAUCGUGAAUCCGGUUACCAAUGAGACUCAGAUUCGAGCUGAUUAUUCAGAGUUGGGUCGUAAUCCUGUUUAUAAAUCGGUGUACUACUGGUUUAUAUCUGUGGUUUUCAUCAUGAUUCCUUUCAUCCUACUUGCUGUAUUCAAUGCUUUCCUAAUUAAAUCAGUGCAUUCUUCGAAAUCCCGAAGAAAGACCAUGACCAGAAGACGUGAAACUGGAGACCAAGCUAGGCAAGAGAGCAAGAUAACUGUCAUGCUUAUAGCUGUUGUUAUCUUGUUUCUCAUAUGCCAAUUGCCCACUGCUGUUAUCUUGCUUUAUGAAGCAUUCCACCAUGUCACGCCCAGUAGCAAUGAAGACCUGCUUCUUCGAGGACUUGGCAACAUCUUCAACUUCCUCAUGGCCAUAAAUGCAGCCGGAAACUUCGUCCUGUACUGUCUCUUAAGUCAGAAGUACAGAAGGACUUUCUUGGUAAUAUUCUGUCCAUGUCUGAAGGGCAAGAUCACGAGGCUACAUUCUGUUUAUCAGAAUACUGUUUAUUCAACCAUGGAAAAUGAGAGUCCAGCGGCAUCCAGGAAAUACAGUGUCCGUAACCCGAAAGCAAAGGACAGCACCGCAACCCUUCUGAAUCAGAGUAGUUUUUCAAGGCAGCAACCUCAGAAAUCCCCAUCAAUUCCUCGUUCCCAACAGCAGCUGAGUUUUUCAAAGACAGUAGCGGUGUUCACUGACGACAAUGGUUCAUAUCCUUCUCCUGAAGAUACAAAUUAUCGGCGACUGCUAAGGGGAUUCAGAUGUCCUUGGAAGAGGACUAAAAUAGCUACUGGAUCAUGUCAGGACGAACGAACUGGACAGUUCAUACCUCUAAAAUCUCCUACAAAAUGUUCUGUCUUCGAUUCAGCUCACCUGCCUCCUGAAAAUAUGUCUGUAUAAAAGAUAAGAAACUUCAGAAAUAUUUAUGUAUAUGCAUGAACGAUUGUGAGUUCUAAAUUAUGUAAAAAAGAAUGUGAAAUUCGAAACUAUGUUUGUAAUGGUAUUGUCCUUAUAGUGUAUUAUCCCAUCAUGCAUUUCAUGGCAUAAUUUUAAAUGUUCAGUUACUGUGAUGUAAUUAAUACCCAAUAAAUAACUCAACUCCCA